CGCUUGGUCUCCUCCUCCCCCAGACGGCUAUAGAUCAGAUGACCAGCAAGCUCUGUUUUCCAAUGCUUUCUGCAUUCCUGGCUGCCAGCUUCAGCUGCUAAAGGGGCUGCUGCCACCUUCUGCUAUCUACACAGCUCAGGAAAAGAAAGGGACCUCAAACCUUCCAGAUCCCUUCUUCUCCCAGGAAACUAUUGAGCACAGGAAUAAAGAUGACUGCUAUACCAGUAGAUGAUUGCAUCAACUUUGUGGGAAUGAAAUUUAUUGACAAUACACUUUACUUUGUAGCUGACAGUGAUGAAAACCUGGAAACAGAUUACUUUGGCAAGCUUGAACAUAAACUCUCAACCUUACGAAACUUGAACGACCAAGUUCUCUUCAUUAACCAGGGAGAUCAACCUGUGUUUGAGGAUAUGCCUGAUUCUGACUGUACAGAUAAUGCACCCCGGACUGAAUUUAUCAUAUAUAUGUAUAAAGAUAGCCUCACUAGAGGUCUGGCAGUAACCAUCUCUGUGAAUUAUAAGACCAUGUCUACUCUCUCCUGUGAGAACAAAAUUAUUUCCUUUAAGGAAAUGAGUCCUCCUGAGAGUAUCAAUGAUGAAGGAAAUGACAUCAUAUUCUUUCAGAGAAGUGUUCCAGGACACGAUGAUAAGAUACAAUUUGAGUCUUCAUUGUACAAGGGGUACUUUCUAGCUUGUGAAAAAGAGAAAGAUCUUUUCAAACUCAUUUUGAAAAAAAAGGAUGAAAAUGGGGAUAAGUCCAUAAUGUUCACUGUUCAAAACAAGAAUUAGAUAUUAAAAUUGCAUAAUUUGAACUUUCUGAGUUUUUGUCUUUCAGAAAGGUUGUAAGACUUUGUGUCUAUAAUUGUAAUAAUGAAAUAAAAUGGAUAAUGGUCUUAAAAGAUACCACUGAGAAAUGAAUAAUAAGGUAUCACAAAAUUGAGUUGACUCUUCCUUAUCCAGAUAAAUAAAAUAUUUGCAUAACAUUAAGAGAAUGCAUAAUUUCAAAACACAUUCUACACUGUUAAUUGGAACAUAGAUUAUACUCAGUAGACGUGCCUGAAAUCUUUUGGGUUACUGGUCCUAAAGAUGAAAGAUACUGAUAACUUGAACUUUCUAAUUUUUUAAGAAUAUCAUUAAAACCAUCAAGAUUUUGUAGAGAUUUGACUAAUUUCUGCAUUUCUUCCAAAGUCAGGUAUCUUUCAAAGUCAGAUUGAUCCUGAAUCCAACAGCAUAUACAAAGGAUUAUACAUUCUAAACAAGCGGCAUUCAACCCAGGAAUGUAAAGAUGGUUUAAUAUUAUUAAAUGAAUUAAUAUAAUAUACCAUAUUAACAGAAUAAAGGAUAAAAACAACACAAUCAUCUCAGUAGAAGACAGUAAAUAUUUUUAAUUCCAACAUAAUUAACAAACAGUGUUAUAUUCAUUUCAGGUAUACAAUAUAGUGAUUCAACAAUUCCAUAUAUUAUUCAGUGCCCUUCACAAUAAGUGCACCCUUAAUCCCCAUCUCCUAUUCCACCUCCCCUUUGGUAACCACCAGUGUGUUCUCUGUAUUUAAGAGUCUUGGUUUGUUUGUUUGUUUGUUUGUUUGUUUGUUUUCUCUUUGUUCAUUUGUUUUGUUUCUUAAAUUCCACAUAUGAGUGAAAUCAUAUGGUAGUUUUCUAUGACUGACUUAUUUCACUUAGCCUUAUGUCCUCUGAUCCAUCCAUGCUGUCGCAAAUGGCAAGAUUUCAUUCUUUUUAUGGCUGAGUAAUAUUCCAUUGUAUAUAAACCCCACAUCUUCAUUAUCCAUUCAUCUAUUAGUGGACACUUGGGUUGCUUCCUUAUUUUGGCUAUUGUAAAUAAUACUGCAAUAAACAUAGAGGUGCAUA
Acinonyx jubatus (cheetah) is the source of this 1865-nucleotide messenger RNA. RefSeq names its product interleukin 18 (gene IL18). The record is from RefSeq and is a predicted model, not a curated record. Gene Ontology annotation, biological process: inflammatory response; immune response. Gene Ontology annotation, molecular function: cytokine activity. The coding region runs from base 210 to 788 and encodes 192 amino acids. Lineage: Eukaryota; Metazoa; Chordata; Mammalia; Carnivora; Felidae. The transcript has 6 exons.